This is a messenger RNA of Dreissena polymorpha, 1642 nucleotides long. RefSeq names its product retinol dehydrogenase 12-like. The transcript is spliced from 7 exons. Bases 354 to 1370 code for a protein of 338 amino acids. Lineage: Eukaryota; Metazoa; Mollusca; Bivalvia; Myida; Dreissenidae. The record is from RefSeq and is a predicted model, not a curated record.
AUUGAAACUAAAUUUAAACCAUGUACUAACUUCACAACCUCUAGUAGGGAAACGGUCAAUGGCGUUGUAGAUACGUCGCUAUAAAUUUUACAACACACAUUAUUUACACUCAUUAUACCUGAGAUAUACAGUACAAAGUUUAUGUAAAUCAAAGAGUAGGAGCUACACACUGAAUAUAGAAACGUGUGGGUAUUACUGCAAAGCUGCGUGUUUAACUGUUGGGUGUCGUUUAAAAUUACACUCAAAAUAACGUUUGAUUUCAAACAAGUUAGACAGACCUAAAGGCGUAUAGAAUACGCUUAUAGAUUAAAGUGUAUAUACAUUGUAGUGAAAGUGAAAGUAGAGAAGCAGCAAUGGAUAAACUUCAGAAGUAUUCAGUAGAGGUUCACGACUUCAUGGCUACACACAGAGUGUCUGUGGCGGUUACUUUAACAACAGCUUGCGCCCUGUUUGCCUUGCGGCGCUACCUACAGGGCGGUGUGUGUCGCUCUACAGUGAAGCUCCACAACCGGACUGUUCUAAUUACUGGGGCCAACACGGGUAUAGGCAAGGAGACCGCUAGGGAUCUCGCUGGAAGGGGUGCGCGUGUGAUCCUGGCCUGCCGAGAUAUGAAUCGCGCGCAAGAAGCGGCAGACGACAUUAAACGCUCAACCGGAAACUCGAACGUUAUCGUAUACAAGCUGGACUUGGCUUCACUGGAAUCCGUCCGCGACUGUGCCACAGAGUUGCUUGAAAAGGAAGACCGGCUAGAUAUCCUUAUUAAUAAUGCAGGGAUCAUGAUGACGCCCUACUGGAAGACCAAAGACGGAUUUGAGAUGCAGCUGGGCACCAACCACCUGGGUCAUUUCCUGUUCACCAACCUGCUUUUAGACCUUGUGAAGAAGUCGGCGCCCAGUAGAAUCAUCAACGUCUCCUCACGGGCCCAUAUGCGUGGUUUACGUCGGAUAAACUUUGAUGAUCUGAAUAGCGAGAAAUUGUACAGCCCCAUGAAUGCAUACGCCCAGAGCAAGUUGGCUAAUAUCCUCUUCACGCGGGAGCUUGACAGACGACUGAAAGGUACCAGUGUUACUGCAGUCAGCUUACAUCCGGGCGUGGUGGCCACGGAGCUUACCCGCUACAUCGAAAUCCCUAUCUACUUCCGGUUGCCAGCGUACGUGCUCUACAAUGGGCUGAUCCAGCACCUGAUGAAGACGCCGACUGCUGGCGCUCAGACCACCCUGCACUGCGCGCUCGAACCGGAAGUGGAACAACAGUCUGGAAAAUACUUCAGUGACUGCGCGGUGCUCGAACCCACAACCUUUGCUCAGGAUGACGAAAUGGCCUCCAAGCUGUGGUCUGUUUCUGAGAAGAUGGUGGGGCUGACAAAAUAAAUGAGACCCCCUCUAUGUUUUGUAUUUAAAAAGUUUGCAUCGAUAUACCAUAUUUUUGUCGUUGAGUUCUGUGAUAUCCGGCGGUUGCUGAGUAAUCAAUAUUGUUGAACGGAAUCAAGGAAAUAGAGCGACGUUUUACAAUUUAGUUUUAAUAAAAUUUUCGUUACAACGAAGUCCAUUGUUAACUUUGUUCAUUAAUUUUGCUUCUAUGUUAACAGUUAUUGCCGCAAUGUUUUAGAUUCAAUAAAUAAACUUUGAACUUUUGUAUUGAA